Messenger RNA from Entamoeba invadens IP1, 1122 nucleotides. RefSeq lists its product as hypothetical. The record is from RefSeq and is a predicted model, not a curated record. The transcript is spliced from 2 exons. Bases 1 to 1122 code for a protein of 373 amino acids. Lineage: Eukaryota; Evosea; Mastigamoebida; Endamoebidae.
AUGGAACGGGUGAGUUCGUCGACCAUCUUUCAAAAGAAAUAUUUUGUUGAACGAUUCAACGUGUUUUACGACGAAAACAAAGCAAAAGAAGACAAACGAAAACGACUGAAACGCAAAACUAAGGAACAAGGAAUCAACGGUGUCACCCCAGCUAUACAAACAGAAGUGCCACAUUCAAUCCAUUUGAAAGAGAAAGAAAACAAACAAUACUCACAAUUUCGGGUGUUGACGGAUGUCCCAGAAAUUCUUCUUCAAUUUUGUGAUGUGAUCAGCGAUUUUGUACAACAGUUGGACGACGAAGACAAUCAACAUAUCUCAAAUUACGAAUAUAGUCAUAAGCGAUUGAAUCGAUUGAUUAAAGUGUAUAAUAUUGCGACCAACAUGACGUCCACGGAAAAUUUCAAUUUUACUGUCGAUCAAUUGUAUGGAGAUAUGACGGUGAAAGAUAUGGUUUUUGGACUGAUAAAUUUGGGUUUGAAGAUCAAAGAUGAAAUGGUUGUUACUCAAUCUCUUCGCAAGAAUAUUGCAAAGUUUUUAGAAGGUGUUGCGUACUUGAUUGCAUUCUAUGAUAUGACAGCUGAGAUGAUAGAAUUUGUUAUCUAUUUUGCACAUUUGUUGGUAUGUGAUACAAACAUUAAAAUGAUCACUAUCGGAGGGAAUAUCGUGUUCUCUUACGUACAAGGGUUGAAGGCAGCAGGCAAAAUUACUCAGUUUUUAAAUGAUGUGAAUAUAUCGAGUACCAUAUUAUUCGAAUAUAGUGCAGAUGUUUUACUCAAUUUAAUGAACAAUGUAUGUGCAGACGAAAUGUUUGAAGUUCUCUAUAUUGUGUCUUAUGAGUUUAAAAGCAAUUUCAAAGAUACCGUGUUUAAUAUGGGAUUUAAGAUCAAUUCAAUUGAUAACAAAAAUCAAUUUAAAACGGUGUUAUCAGAUGUUGAAAAAGAUUUACAAACGUCUACGAAAUUGGAUUGGAAACGAAAAUUAUUUUCAGUGGCAAAAUCGGCACGAAACUCGUAUUAUGGUCUUAUUUGUAACAAUUUCGAUGAUGAUGACGAUGAUGAUUAUGAUGAUGACUUGAAAGAGAAUAUACCAGAAAAAUACGUAAUUGUUGACGAAUUAUAUUGA